AUGGUCGCCGCGCCCGCCUCGCUUUCACGGGCUCGCGAGCUGCUGAAGGAGGAGCAUUGUGGCGCCGCCAGCGUCUCUCUCGCGCAGAAGGGCGACUGGGGCCGCUACCUCGCGCUGAUCAAGCAUUCCGGCAGCCGAGUGCACGACACCAUCGGUGAUGGCGGCUGGCGGACCAUCCACUUUGCCGCGCAGCAGGGCCAGCUCGUCGCCGUCCGAGCGAUCCUCGCGCAGUCGGGUCCAGUCAACGCGACUGACGCCUUUGGCAACACGCCCCUCAUCCUCGCCGCCCACGGGGCGCACUGGGAGACGGCGAGGCCCAUAUAG
This is a messenger RNA of Emiliania huxleyi CCMP1516, 324 nucleotides long. RefSeq lists its product as hypothetical. Lineage: Eukaryota; Haptophyta; Isochrysidales; Noelaerhabdaceae. The coding region runs from base 1 to 324 and encodes 107 amino acids. The record is from RefSeq and is a predicted model, not a curated record. Gene Ontology annotation, molecular function: protein binding. The transcript is spliced from 3 exons.